AGAAGUGAAGGGUCCGGGUCCGGGUCCAGGUCCAUCCGGAGGAGGACGGACUGGAAACAUGACCGUGGCUUCUCUUUUCUUCUCCUGUUGGAUUUAACUCAAACCAGAUGUCCUGCUGCCAGACUCCGGUUGUUUUUAACGUCUCUGUGACGUCACCAAACUCCGUGUUUUUCCUCCACUUCUAACGUCGACUUUUAACGGAACGCGCGCGACUGUAGCUCAGACUGACGGUUUAACAGUUUAACGGGACUUUGUGGUUUGGUCCCGGUGUGAUCCUGGUCUUACUGAGUCUUGAUCAGCUGACUGGACCGCGGGUUCUUGUGCACAGACAGGAUAAAGAAGACAGAAGUGUGGUGUGUUUGAGGGACCAUGGAGAACUGAAGAACCUCUGAAGAGUCAUGAGGCUGUAAACGCACAUGACCACAGACAGAAGAUGCGCGUGUCCGUCCGGCUGCGCACACAGAGUCCCGUUCAGAAUCAGGCCGAUUUAAAGUUUGAUUGAUUAUAGAUUGAAGUUAUCUGGGUUUAUAUAUUCAGAUCAUACAUUUCCAGACUCUCGUGGCUCCAUCAGUGAAUUCGGGAUAAAUAGAAUCCAACAGACGGUAUUUUAUUUUAAUGACAGACUCCUUUAACUGUUUCUCUGACAGUCAUGUAAACGGUCCCAACUCCUGAAGUCAGCAGAGGGCUGAGGUGAUGAAGAUGAUGAGGAUGAUGAUGGUGCACAGUGAAACCCUGGGCAGUGUGAAGUGAAGCUCUCUCCUCAUGCGGUGUCUCCUGGCUUCAGCCGCCCGGAUGCUGCUCCGCCGCCGGCCCUGCUCCGGCCCGCUGCUGCUGCUGCUCGGGGUCGCGGUGUGUCUCUUCUACCAGACCCUGAUGCUGGCCCGGAACCGGCUCCGGUCCGGACCGCAGCGUCCCGCCACUGAUGUUCGCAGCAGGAAGUCUACGGAUGAAUUCAUGAUGAUGGAGACCAGGAAGUUCAUUUCCACCCUGGAGACUUUACAGAGAGAGACUCAGGUCCAGGUGUGGUCUCGGAAACCCCCCUGGCGUCGUCGGGCCGUGGUUCUGACAGGUCAACAUCUGGCCUCUGACACCGAGGUCCAGCUGUACCAGCAGGUCCUGCAGCAGAUAGGCUACGAGGUCCACAUGUCCAGAUACGCUGAGACCAGCAGCGUCCUCAGAACAAACCAGGGUGUGAGUGGGUGGAGCCUGUUGCUGUGCCUCAGUAGUUCAGAGCGGAGCUGUCUGAGGAGAGUCUCCUUCUCUCACCUGCAGUAUCAUCAGAAGGUUAACCUUAUUCCUGGGCUGAUGGAGGCCUUCUCUGAUGCAGGUGGUGGUCUCUGUCACCUCUUCACUCGGUCACACCCGACAGAUUUACCCAUGAAGCCAUACUCCUGUGGAUCGACCAGUCAGAAGCUGCAGAUUCCUCAGGACAGGCGCUCACCUGCCCGAGCCCCACCACCUGGUCUGGUUACCAUGGUGAAUGUUUACAUCCUGGUGACUUCAGUCAGACCGCUGACAUCCUUCCUGCAUGACAUCAGCGUGGUGUCAACCAAUCAGGAUCCGAGGGGACGACCCAUGAAGCUCAGGGACUUCCUGCUGCAACAGCUGGGACCAACUAACUCCCAGCAGGCUUUGGGGCAGAUGAAGCAGGUCAUAGGUGAAGUGCUGCAGGCGGCAGCGUCAACCAAUGAGAAGACAGAAACAGUCAACAGGUGUGUGUUGUGUUACCAGCUGCUCACCUUCACUCUGCUGUUCAGCAGCUCCAUCACACCUGUUACAGUCCAGGUGGACACUGAUGUAACAUUUGUCUCUCUGAGUAAAGACACGUUUGACAGACAGAUCACCAAAGACCUGAUCCUGGAGGACACACUGCACUUCCUGCUGGCAACACACCCACACCUGUCCUCAGAGCCAGAGACGGAGGGGGGACAGUACGGCGGCUGCAGAGGAACAAACAGUCGGUGUCUGUCAGAGGACGAGUUUCUUCUUCUGCUUCAGUUUCAGCGACAGAUGACGACGUCUUCAGCUUUUCAGCUGCUGUAUCCCAGCCCCUCCUCCUCCUGCUCCUCCUGCUCCUCCUCCUCCUCCUCCUCCUCUCUGAGCGUCUCUGACCUCCUAAUCAGGAUCAGCCGUUACUACGAGCUCCAGAGGAACUCCAGCUUCAGAAGUGAUGGGACGGGAGCUUUGACCAAUCAGGAGUCAGCGGUGUACUCGUCACAGGGCGGAGCCGCAGAUAAAGGUCCCUGUGUGGACCCCCGCCUCAGACAGAUCUACACCGACCCCCCCCUCACCCUGACUCCCCCCUUCAGCCCGUGGGUGAAGGAGUACCGUGCUGAGGUGACCUUUGACACGGUGACGGUUCGAAUUCGGCCAGAGCCCGUCAGCUCAGUCUGCCGGGUCCACCUGGACGAGCACCGAGGACCCAGGAUGGCAAACUACCCAGUCGGCCUCGGCGACAGCAGGAUCAGCAUCCUGGUGACGGACGACGCCGAGCCGCAGCCCAUCAUCAUGACGAUCUACACAGUCCACAUGUACCGCGAGAACCGACCUAGUCUGCCCAUGUUUGGAGAUCAUGUGAUGUGCAGCUUCGUGCAGGACUGUGGUCUGUUGGUUCGGCCCGGUCGGUCCUGUGGUCUUCAGCCCUUCAUCAGGUAUCGGAGUCCACUUCAGACCUGCAGCUCAGGACACGCACCAGGUCGGUGGGUGGUUCCAUGUCUGAGCUGUUCUGACAACAGGACGUGUGAUUGGAGGGAGGUUGCCUGGCAGCCAGACGGCUGUUCUCACCUUUUAGUGGACCGUUCCCUGCUGCAGGACUGUAUGAUGGACAGGAAGGUGUUGUUUAUCGGCGACUCGACCAAUCGUGGGAUGAUGUACUUCCUGAUGGAGCGAGUCAACUCGAGUCUGGAGGACUGGGGCAAAGCUCACAACACACUGGUCUACAGGAACCUGAACAAGGGGCAGAGCCUGGUCAGCUACUCGUACUACCCUCAGUUCUGGUUGGAGAAGAAAAAGAGGCCAACGUUCAGGCAGGCGCUGCUGGCAGUUGCUUCAAGGUCUCGACCUCUGGUGAACUCUGACCUGACGGUGCUGGUGGUGGGAGGAGUCCAGUGGCUCAACACUGAUCACCUGAGGACAGUCAGAGAGGUGCUGGACAGGGAGUCUCUCAGUAACAUCCUGGUGGUGGUGAAGUCUUUGGGGAUGGGCUUCCACCUCCCUGUGGACGGGAUCAGGUCUCUGAGUCUGACUGAAAUCCAAGAUCUGGACAAUGAGAACAACAACAUCAUCGCCACAGCAAAGCAUCAUGGGUACGAAGUGAUUGACACGUUUAGCAUCACGAUGGGUCGAUACAAAGAGUUCCUGCAGGGACGAUGUGCCUGUCACUUCCACGAGGUGGAGAAGUUCCGGUCCUCCAGGCCUCCAGACGACACCACAUCCACCACCAAUGAAACCAGAUCCACCAGACCUGGACUCAGCAGCCAAUCAGCUGUGCAGGACACAGACCAGGAGGCGGGGCCCGCUGACACCUGGAUCUAUCACGUGAGAGGAGCAGUUAACCAGGUGUACUCUGAGAUCCUGUUGAGCCGCCUGUGCUCCAAAACCCGAACCUAAGUGUGUGUGUGUGUGUGUGUGUGUGUGUGUGUGUGUGUG
Molecule: messenger RNA, 3648 nt
Organism: Seriola dumerili (greater amberjack)
Lineage: Eukaryota; Metazoa; Chordata; Actinopteri; Carangiformes; Carangidae
Gene: cped1
Product: cadherin like and PC-esterase domain containing 1
Exons: 21
Coding region: 763-3609 (948 amino acids)
Source: RefSeq, a predicted model, not a curated record